UACAUAAUCUGAAAGCUGAAUAAAUAAACUUUCUAUAGAUAUAUGAGUUGUUAGAAUAGGACAAUAUCUGGCUGAGAUACAACCGUUUAAAACUCUGGAAUCUGAGAGCGCAAAAAAAUCAAAAUAUUGAGAAAAUUACCUUUGAAGUUGUUAAUCAGGGGCACUGUGGCAGACCAUCCACUCACAAAAAUAAAGUUUUUAUAUAUUUAAGGUAGGAAAUUUACAAAAUAUCUUCAUGGAACGUGAUCUUUAUUUAAUAUCCUAAUGAUUUUUGGCAUAAAAGAAAAAUCGAUAAUUUUGACCCACACAAUGUAGUUUUGUCUUUUACUAAAAAUGUUCCCGUGCUACUUAAGACUGGUUUUGUGAUCCAGGGUCACAUAUACAGCUGUGUAAGCAGAGGCUCCAUUCGCAGUUCUCAAAAAUUUACAUCCAUACUUCCAGUGGUAUUUCCUGUACAGAUGUGCCACACCCGAGCGACACGAACUCAAGACCAUUUCGCACAUGAAUAUUAAAUGUGCCGUAUUUCCCUGGAUAAACACACAUAUACAGCGAGCUUUUCUGCAUGUAGAUCCAGGUCUGAUUAUGUCAAACGCCUUAAGUUUGAUGGUCGGGUGCAGUCAGCAAAAGCAGAUGUAUGCGAUAAAGACUGCGAGUGGGGAUCCAUCUCAGAUUGUUUUGUUAAAGCGGUGUAAAAUAUUUAUUAAAUUGGAUAUAUUACAUAUAUACAAAAUAAUAAAUUAACUAAUGAAAGAUUGUACAGAAAACACCGUGCUUGUAAUAUCCGCUUCUGCAUCUAUACAGUAUAAGUAAAUGAUGAAUGUAAGAUUAGAAAUAUAAUCUUUAAUAGUGGCUUGAUGAGCAUAAAAUAAUGUGAAGCAAUGGCAGACUAAAAGAAUGUGAUCUCAAAGGACCAGGGAUAUGUCUCAGCUCAUCCGUGGCUGAUCACUUUGACCCUGUUGAACUGUGUUGCUGUUAUGUGUCCUGAACGGGCACUGAACAGUAAUGUGCAAUACCUCACAAGGGGGUAUGGAUGCCUAAAAAGCAUGCAGUCAGAUUAAAUGUGACAGACAUACUGACAGGCAAAGAAAGAAUUUCAAGGAAUGACAACUAGCUAAGAGCAUGUCCAUCAAUAAUGCACAUCAGUGCCGUUCGAUCCCCCACGCAUGCGCAGAGGUGACUAGAGAUCUGCAGAGGUGAGCGUUUUACUGUACACCUGUCGGCAGUGGAGACCUGUGUGUGAGCACUGUGAGAGAGACGGGCAUGAUUCCAAUACAAGAGGUGGCCAAUUUGAUUGACACAUGGAGCUAAUUGGAUCCACUCAGACGGCCACUUACGCUCGGCCCAAAACCAGCCACUUCCUGCCAGCCAUUUCCACCACAGCAUCCAGUUAUAGAAGCCACCAUCCAGCCCUGACCUUUAACCAAAAUUCAAACAUGCCCUGGAAAACCAACACUUACUUUAGGACCGGCAGUGCUAUACCCACCGUAUCAGCCCUCCAGAGAGAAAACCUGGACCUGGUCCGGGCCAAGACCAUGUUUUACCCCUCUAACAGAACGGCUCUCAGCACACGCUACAUGCCUGAUGAUUGGUACAAAUCCAACCACAGUAACUACAGGGAGUCGGAAUCAUCCCGGAACAGCGCGGAGAGGCUGCGGAGAGACACGAUCCGGUUGAUCCAGGAUAAAGACCAGCUGACCCGCAGAACCCAGGAGACCACCAGUAAGAACAUUGGAGAAAGACUAAACAACAUCAGCUUUUGGAGGUCGGAGCUCAACCACGAGAUCGACAACAUGGUGACGGAGAUAGCAGCAUUGACCGAUGUCAAAAGGAGAUUGGAAAGAGCUCUGGCUGAGACGGAGAGCCCGCUGCAGGUGUCUCAGGAAUGUUUGUUCCACAGGGAGAAACGGAUGACCAUUGACCUGGUUCAUGAUGGCGUGGAGAUAGAUUUAAUUAAGGAGGUGGAGGUUAUUAAGUCAUGUCAGGAGAGAAUGAGAAGACAUUUAGAGAGAGCCAUUGCUCAGCUAGCGUCAAACCGUGCUGCCCAGCAUGAGCUGGAGAGAGAUUUGAGCGAUAAGUUGACAGCACAGAGAAUCGAUGACAGGUGUCACCACCUCAGAAACACAUCUGAUGGAAUCAGUUACUACAGAGGAAUCGAUCGUCUGGACCCCUCCAUCAGUCUUCCAGACUCCUGGUCCAAGUUCACUGAUGACAACAUCCUUCAUUCUCAGAGUGAACGAGCCGCAUCUCACAGACUACGUGAUGAGAUCGAGAUUCUGCUUAAUGCCACUUCCAACGAGAUGUGGAACCAGUUUAACACCGUGAACGUGUCCUUUACCAACCGUAUCUCUGAGACAGCAGAUGCCAAAAACAACUUGCAGACACACCUGGCCAAGACCCUUCAGGAAAUCUUCCAGACCGAAAUGCUAAUCGACGCUCUAAAAAAGGCGAUCCGAGACAAAGAGAACCCGCUUAAAGUCGCCCAGACCCGUCUGGAAGAAAGAUCUCGCAGACCCAACGUCGAACUGUGCAGGGACAACCCUCACCACAGGUUGAUCACUGAGGUGAGGGAGAUUGAAGACACUGUUCAGAAGUUGAAAGAAAGAUUAAUGGAGGCGGAGAACACUCUGCAGAACCUGGUGAAGACGAAGGUCGUUCUGGAGUACGACCUGUCGGUGAAAGCCAACUCUGUGUUUCUGGAUCAGGAGAAGUGCAUGAGCAUGAGGAAGAGCUUUCCCAGCACGCCUCGCUUGAUCGGAUAUACCUAGAUCUUCAAGAACAUCAUCUAAAACCUGCUUCAUCGUGGCCAGUUUGGCUUCAUAAAUCGAAAAUCAAAAUCGAAAAUCAAUCGAAUGUUUAUAAUGAAUCAAAAUGAAUGAAUUUAUAAUGAAUUCAAAAAGUAAAAUUUGAGGAUAUUUUUUCUGUGGUUUCCUCAUUUGAUGUAGUUCUUAAAUGUUUCUUCUUUUUAAAAACAGAAACAAUUGUUUAAAAGGGUCAAAUAAAUGUAGAUUCAUAGGUAAAAUAAUCUGGAUUUGGGCCAAUUUGAUUAGAAAAAUCUGUGGUCAUAUUGAGAUCUUCAAUAAUAUUGACGUUUGAUUACAGAUUUGGCAAAUCUGGGCUCAGUUUGUAACAAUGUUGAGAUCUCUUCAGAAAUUUGUGAGAUUUCUCUGUCUUUUUCUGAAGAAAUUUCAGAGAUGCAGGAGACUCAAACAAAAGUUUCCAUUUGCUCUCCAUUUAAUCUCAUUGGUGGCUACGAGAAAUAUUUGAGAUACAGAGAUCUAAUCUGUGAUUUUUCUUUUCUUAUGAGCAUAUGUGUGGCAUAGCUUUUCUCAAAUUGGUAGACAAACUGAACUGAACACAAUCUUCAGGACAGUUCAAUCAGUGAUCUUAACUCCUCCUGACAUCUGUUAAACUGAGACUGUAAACCGCUUUGAUCAUUCACACCAGGGUGUGACGUGAUUCUGACAGUGUGCGGACCGUGGACAAAACACCUUGGUUUUGUUUGUUUAGUUCAGUCAUCCACUCCAGGGCGAUCUUCACUCUGGCCAGAGUGGAUCUGCGCUUCUCACGUUCUUCUGCAGUACAAACACACACUUCAGAAACAGAUGGCACAGGCAAGCAGACUCCCGGUUAAGUACACACACAGCAUCUGUAUUUGUUGACUCAGAGGGGGAAUGUGUUUGGCUUUACAAACAACACGCUGCUGCUCUGUUCAAACUCACACUUCCUUAGAUAAAAUCAAUUCUGAUCUAUUGCUUAUGUUUUAUUAGAUGCACUUGAGAUUGUGCACAUCUUGGAGAUUUUUGUUCCUUAAAAAUAAAUGUAUGAUUAGAGUUGAGAUUGAGAUGGGGAGCACUGAGACACAAGAGAUGUACGAUUAUCGUUUUUUAAACAACAAAAAAACAGAGAAACAUGAGACCUCAAACAUAUCCCAUUUAAUGUCAUCAUUUAAUUGAUGAAAAAAAAGAGGACAAAAGCAGGCACAUCAACCUCAAAUGGGUGCUCGACCAAAAAAACGAAUGAAGGAUUAUAUACAAAAGUCGGCACACCAAAGCUCCAAAUCAUCACUCCAUCAUUUAACUGA
Triplophysa rosa is the source of this 4081-nucleotide messenger RNA. It is a transcript of the gene tekt3, whose product is annotated as tektin 3. Gene Ontology annotation, biological process: cilium movement involved in cell motility; cilium assembly. NCBI's taxonomy places the organism in Eukaryota, Metazoa, Chordata, Actinopteri, Cypriniformes, Nemacheilidae. The coding region runs from base 1299 to 2765 and encodes 488 amino acids. Gene Ontology annotation, cellular component: sperm flagellum; nucleus; microtubule cytoskeleton. The record is from RefSeq and is a predicted model, not a curated record. The transcript is spliced from 8 exons.